Messenger RNA from Prunus mume (Japanese apricot), 1997 nucleotides. Its product is annotated as alpha/beta-Hydrolases superfamily protein. Gene Ontology annotation, biological process: lipid catabolic process. The record is from RefSeq and is a predicted model, not a curated record. Lineage: Eukaryota; Viridiplantae; Streptophyta; Magnoliopsida; Rosales; Rosaceae.
CAAAUUUAGUGAGCAGAUCUCUUUCUUCUCUUUGGGUCUUUCUAUUAAAUUUAUACAGAUAGAUGCAUGUAUAUAUGUCAUAUACUUUCUCAUGGAACAACAAUCCAAAGUUAGCACAGAACAGAAGACUCGAACUUCACCUCUCCCAAGCCCCCACUAAACCCCUCUUGUUUAUAGGAAACCCCAUUUUCUUUCCAUAAACAUAUUUUCAGAGCCUGGGUUUUAGCUAAUUAAUGAUCUUUAUGGUGGUGGUUCAUUCUCAACCUUUCCCUGUUCCAAAUUUUCAGAAUCUGGGUUUUGUUCAGUUACAACUUUUGACUCAUGGGAUUUGAUCCAUAUUGGUCUGAGACUGCUGUUCUUUAGCUGCAACUCCCUUCUGUGCAAAGUUACAGAUUCUGCAAAUGUUUCUGCUUAGAUGCAAGCCCAGGGCACUUUGAGCUUUGAUACAUGCGUCCAUGUCAAUCUGCUGUGGGAUUCCUAUCCUUGAGUCUGUAUACUGUCUGGCCUGUGCUCGUUGGGUGUGGCUGAAAUGCCUCUACACUGCAGGCCGUGAAAGUGAAAACUGGGGUCUGGCCACUGCUGAAGAAUUUGAGCCUGUCCCUCGGUUUUGUCGCCUAAUUCUAGCACUCUAUGAGGAAGAUCUCCGUAACCCGCUUUGGGCACCCCUCGGAGGUUAUGGCAUUAAUCCUGAUUGGGUAAUCUUACGUAAAGACUACGAAGAAACCUUUGGCCAUGUUCCUCCCUACAUGGUCUAUCUUGAUCAUGAUCAUUCUGAUAUAGUCUUGGUAGUUCGGGGACUCAAUUUAGCUAAGGAAAGUGAUUAUGCAGUUAUGCUUGACAACAAACUUGGGCAGACAAAAUUUGAUGGUGGCUAUGUCCACAAUGGGCUAUUGAAGGCAGCAGAGUGGAUGUUUGAUGCAGAGUGUGAAGUUUUGAGGGAAUUGGUGAUGAAGUAUCCAAAUUAUACCCUGACCUUUACUGGCCAUUCCCUUGGGGCUGGUGUGGUGGCAUUGCUGACAUUGUUGGUACUUCAGGAUCUGAAAAAAUUGGGAAAUAUUGAGAGAAAGAAGAUUAGAUGCUAUGCUACAGCCCCCUCUAGAUGCAUGUCACUGAAUCUGGCUGUCAGAUAUGCAGAUGUUAUCAAUUCUAUUGUACUUCAGGAUGAUUUCUUACCUCGGACAACAACCGCUUUAGACAACUUAUUCAAAUCACUUUUCUGUUUGCCAUGUUUUCUUUGCAUAAUGUGCUUGAAGGAAACGUGCACGCUAGAAGAGAAUAUGCUUACAGAUCCAAGGAGAUUAUAUGCACCUGGGCGUCUCUAUCACAUUAUUGAGCGGAAGCCCUUCAGAUUUGGAAGGUUUCCGCCUGUUGUGAAAACAGCAGUGCCUGUGGAUGGGAGGUUUGAGCACAUAGUUCUUUCUUGCAAUAUUACUUCUGACCAUGCCAUAAUCUGGAUAGAGAGAGAAGCACAAAAGGCUUUUGAUUUAAUGCUCGAGGAAGACAGAACUAUGGAAGUUCCGGCAAAGCAGAGGAUGGAGCGAAGAAAGUCCCUUGUCCGUGAACAUAGCCUGGAGUACAAGGCAGCACUUCGGAGAGCAAUAGCUUUGGAUAUCCAUCAUGCCUACUCUGAUUCAGCGUAUGGAACAUUUACAUUUACUGAAACGGAAGAGGGGGAGAACUCUGGAAGAUCGAACAGGGAGCCUUGUGAAUCAUUAAAAAAGAGGACAGAAAGCUGGGAUGACUUUGUGGAGCGGCUUUUCGAUGUAGAUGAGUCUGGUGACAUGGUGUUCAAGAAGUAAUAACUUGGCCGAUGAAAGCAAUUCUUUGAUUCUUGUGAACCAUCCUCUUUUGGGGUUCAUGAUUGUGUUUUAGAUUGAUGGUGGGGAGGGGGCAAGAGAGGCAGCGUAUGGAAGUGAAGCUGUACAUAAAACGUUGGUCUGCCAUGCCAUCAUCAAUUUUUAAAAAAUCCCAAUGAUUAUAUUAUAAGAUCUUCCGCU